Polychytrium aggregatum is the source of this 1677-nucleotide messenger RNA. RefSeq names its product Oxysterol-binding protein-domain-containing protein. The record is from RefSeq and is a predicted model, not a curated record. Gene Ontology annotation, biological process: exocytosis; maintenance of cell polarity; endocytosis. Bases 1 to 1677 code for a protein of 558 amino acids. Gene Ontology annotation, molecular function: sterol binding. Lineage: Eukaryota; Fungi; Chytridiomycota; Chytridiomycetes; Polychytriales. The transcript is spliced from 5 exons. Gene Ontology annotation, cellular component: cytosol; nuclear envelope; membrane.
AUGGCCAUCCUCGAUUCAUCCAUCCUCGACUCAUCCAUCCUCGACUCAUCCAUCCUCGACUCAUCCAUCCUCGACUCGUCCAGUCCCGCAAUCUCAAACAGCACUAGCACCGGCGAGAGCCACACAUCGGCCCAGACGCUCCCAUCGUCGGAUCUGCAGGCUUCGUCGGCGGGCUAUCCCGAGCACCUGCGCAACUCCAUCCAUCGACUCUAUGACGAGCCCCGGCCCAGUCCUUCGCUCUGGACGCUGCUCAAGUCCGCCAUUGGCAAGGAUCUGACCCGGAUCACCAUCCCAGUUUGCUUCAACGAGCCACUGAGCGGCCUGCAGCGCAACUGCGAAGAAAUGGACUACGAUGGGCUGGAUAUCGAGAGCCUGACUCGACUCCAGGGCAGGGAUGCAAGCAUUGCCAGGUUGCUCUUUGUCGGCGCCUUUGCGAUGAGCUGCUACUCCAACUACUCCAGCACCGCCAGCCGAGGGCCCAAGCCGCUCAAGCCCUUCAACCCGCUGCUGGGCGAGACCUUUGAGUUUGUCGACCGAGAGCGGGAGUUCCGGUUUCUGACCGAACAAGUCUGCCACCAUCCGCCUGUUAGCGCAUCGUGCUGCGAAUCGCCCUACUAUACGCUCUGGUCGGAGGGCCAUGUCCAGAGCCAGUUCUGGGGAAAGCACAUCGACAUCCAUCAGCUCGGCACAACCCAUGUCUCGCUGCCCCCCGAGACAGGCCAGAUGCGCUGUGUUGGGUCCGAGCGAUACACCUGGAAGAAGGUCAAGCUGACUGUCCAGAACCUGCUCGUUGGCAAGCUGAGCAUCGUGUUCAACGGCGACAUGGUCGUCCGCAACUGGCGAACAGGCGACGAGCUCCGGGUCACCAUGAAGCCCACGCAAGUCUCGGGUUGGCUCAAUGAUCGCACGGGUCCUCUGCGAGGGGCCAGCAGCGGGGCGCUUUCCGGGGCAGUUUACAGCUCAGAUGGGCAGAAGCUCUGGACGAUCGAGGGCGACACCACCCAAGAGAUUCGGGCGCAUCCCUGCAGCAGAUUUGGAUUCCCAUCCAGUUUCUCUUCAGCCACUACAUCAUCAUCGUCGAUGUCGGUGUCGGCGUCGGCAUCGUGGCGUCCUCUGGUUCAUCAAGCGGCUCCACGACCACUGACGAUUUGGAGGCAGCGGAACAGCACCGCCGACCGCAGCCCGGCCAACUUUUACUUUACUCCCUUUGGGAUAUCCCUGAACGAUCUGCCCGGGGAGCUCGGUGAGUUUCUGCCACCGACCGACUCUCGGCUCCGCAGCGACCAGCGCGCCAUGGAGAUUGGUGACUGGGACCUGGCCGAGCACGAAAAGACUCGGCUGGAGCAGUGUCAACGACAGAACCGCAAGCGCCUCAUCAGCGACUAUGAGCAGUACGGUGCUUCCUGGUGGAUCCCCCGGUGGUUUGUGCGGGACUGGGACCCUCUGACCAGGGAGGAGUAUUGGCGGUUAACGGGCGAGUAUUGGGAGCACCGCCGACAGAGGGAAUGGCCUGCAUGGGUUGCAUGUACACCGUCGCUGCUGCCGAGAGAUCAAGACAUGCUUCGUUCGAAUGGCACGACGAGCUCCGACAGCAUCAAUGGUGGAUGGACUGGAGCAGGGGAGUCACAAAGGGGAGGCGGUUGGGCAGUUGGGCUGGACCGCUGGAAAGCAAGGUGA